Protopolystoma xenopodis is the source of this 237-nucleotide messenger RNA. The record is from the annotation of a GenBank genome assembly. NCBI's taxonomy places the organism in Eukaryota, Metazoa, Platyhelminthes, Monogenea, Polystomatidea, Polystomatidae.
AUGCAGGCUGUGUAUGCUGCUGUUUGGUGCCACAGCGACGUUCAGGUCGACACAAUCAUCAAGACAGCUUUGUUUGGCUCCGGUGGUCCGAGUGAGCAGGCUUGGGGCCAGCAAGUGUCCGGACGCCAAGUUCAACUGGGCCGGAUGAGAAAGUCGUGUAAACACGAGACUGAAGAGGAGUCCGGAGAGGAAAGGGCAGAGGAGCGGGCCGGAAAGGUGAAAAGUGUGGGAGUGUGA